Messenger RNA from Oldenlandia corymbosa var. corymbosa, 1293 nucleotides. The record is from the annotation of a GenBank genome assembly. Lineage: Eukaryota; Viridiplantae; Streptophyta; Magnoliopsida; Gentianales; Rubiaceae.
AUGAGAGGGCCACACUCACCCUCCGGGGAAAAUCACAAUUUACGAGAAGUUUCUGGAAUACGGGCUGCACUUUCCUCUGAUGCCUAUGUUCCAGAUGAUAGUGGAAGCCUACGGCCGACCCCUAGCCCAAUACACCCCGAAUCUCAUACCAUAGUGUUAGCCUUCGUACACGACGAGGGAGGAACGAUCAGCUCAGAUCCGUGGACCAAGAGGGAUAAGAAAGACAUGGAAGUCUGGAGGGGGGACUUAGAGAAAUUGGUCGGGUGGAAGAAGACCUACACCUAUAGGCAAAUCGCGUCGUUAAGCGACACGAUCAGCGCCCGUAACCAAGGCUGUGCAGGCAGUGAAUUCCUUUGUGUCCAUGUGUGCGGACUUGGAAGGGCAGUUGGCUUCGGCCAGAAGGAAGGCCGUCAGCGAGGCCAACAAAGCCCGAGAAGCAGAGACGCGGCUUCAGGCCUUGGAGGAAGAGAGGGGGCGACUGAAGGAGGUGGUCACGAGGAUGAAGGGGCAGCUGAAGGCAUGGAACUGACCCAUAGCCUUCAAAUGGAGAGUCUGCUGGCCACAAGCGUCCCCAAAUCCCGUCUGGACGCAUACAUCCUUGCCGGAGUUCAAAGGUAUUUGGGGUCGUCCGAGUUUGCCCUCGGAAUAAACGACGUCAUGGACUCCGCCAUGGAAAGGGGGGCGAGGAAGGUCGUUAUGGAGAUCGAGGCGGCCCGGAGGAAGGACGAGGACAUCCAACCCAUCCUCGACAAAUAUGCUGAUAGGGAGAUGAAGGGGAAGACGUCCGCGAUGCCGAGGGGGACGCAGACGCCUCCGAGGACGCCAACGGGGCCUGAUGAGGAGCCGGAGAUAGUCGCACCCGCACCUCCACCCCAAGGGCACAACUCUAGAAGCCGAGGAGGAGGGGGAACCUCGACCGACUCCAACACCAACAGUGGAGACAAGGGGAAGGACGUAGCUUCGGACUUCCCCCCUCAGCCCGAGGGAAGCUCUCGAGGCUUGCCCGCGACUCCGAGUCAUUGGGAAACGUCUGGAAUUCCCUGGAUCGACUUACAAUUGUCCGAUCCUCAUCAUGACCCGACGAACUUUUCACUGUAUGCGGCUGUAGGAAGCGUCUUGGUGGAUCCGAACGUCGACAGGAGCCGAGGACGACAAUCGGGUCUCGAGGGCCAGCUAGAAGAGGCCUUGGAAACUUUCAGGGCCUCAGAGCUGUGCGAGGCACGCAGGGCUGUCAUCAAGGCGAAGGCCGAAAACGACCGGCUGGAUAAGUUGUGGAGGGACAUGGAGGCCUAG